This is a messenger RNA of Quercus lobata, 1613 nucleotides long. Its product is annotated as serine carboxypeptidase II-3-like. Gene Ontology annotation, biological process: proteolysis. The record is from RefSeq and is a predicted model, not a curated record. NCBI's taxonomy places the organism in Eukaryota, Viridiplantae, Streptophyta, Magnoliopsida, Fagales, Fagaceae. The transcript is spliced from 8 exons. Gene Ontology annotation, molecular function: serine-type carboxypeptidase activity. The coding region runs from base 43 to 1506 and encodes 487 amino acids. Gene Ontology annotation, cellular component: vacuole.
ACUAAAGUAAUUUGCAAUAAGCAACAACAAGAGCUAGUAGCCAUGAAGCAUUUAUUUCUCACAAGCUUUCUUAUUCUCCUCUCUUUUCACCAUUUGGUUUUUCCCAUCUUUUGCAACUCUAGCCAAACUGACAACCUUUUCAAGUUGCUUAAAUCUCGAAAAUCCCAAAAUCCUCCAAAUACUGAACUAUGGGUUGGAUUAGACAACGAUGAUGGCGAUUUUUCUCCAGUGUAUAUUGGACCCCAAGAUGGGUUGAAGAAAGCUGACAAGAUCAAUGCCUUGCCAGGACAACCAAAAGGAGUGGAUUUCGAUCAGUAUGCUGGCUAUAUUACUAUAGACCCGAAACCCGGGAGAGCACUGUUCUAUUACUUUGUGGAGUCACCUCAAAAUUCUGCAACCAAGCCUCUAGUCUUGUGGUUAAAUGGAGGCCCAGGAUGCUCUUCUCUUGGAUAUGGAGCCAUGGAGGAACUGGGACCUUUCAGAGUCAACAGUGAUGGAAAAACAUUAUUCCGAAAUGAUUACGCAUGGAACUCCGUGGCAAAUGUUAUCUUUUUGGAGUCCCCAGCGGGAGUUGGGUUUUCAUAUUCAAACACGUCCUCAGAUUACAUCAAAAGCGGUGACACAAAAACAGCGGAGGACUCUUACACUUUUCUUGUGAACUGGCUUGAGAGAUUCCCCCAAUAUAAAAACAGAGAUUUCUUUAUAGCUGGAGAAAGCUAUGCAGGUCAUUAUGUACCUCAACUUGCUCACACAAUUCUCUCAAAGAACAAGAACAAAAACCAAACAGUAAUCAACCUCAAAGGCAUUGCAAUUGGGAAUGCUUGGAUAGAUGAUAAUACUGGUCAAGUGGGCAUGUAUGAUUAUUUUUGGACACAUGCUUUAAACUCCGACGAAACUAAUGCAGGAAUUCAUAAGUACUGCAACUUGGUUUCGGAUAAUUUCCCAAGCCAGUGUGAUGAUUACCAAACACGAGGAGAUUUAGAAACCGGAGAUAUUGAUAUUUAUAACAUAUAUGCUCCAAUUUGCAAAAAUGCAAAACCCAAGUCAGGCCAAAGCGGUUCUGUCCACAAUUUUGAUCCUUGCUCCGACUAUUAUGUCGGUACUUAUCUAAAUCUUGCCGAGGUGCAAACAGCUCUUCAUGCAAAAGCUACAGAAUGGGAAGCUUGCAGUGGUUAUGCAUGGACAGACAGCCCAACGACAAUUCUGCCCACUAUAAAUCAUCUCAUAUCAAGUGGAAUUAGUGUAUGGAUAUACAGUGGCGACAUAGAUGGCCGAGUUCCAGUAACCACCUCUAGGUACGCCAUAAACGCACUAAAACUACCAGUCACUACUAAUUGGCGCCCAUGGUAUUCUGACAAUGAGGUUGGAGGAUAUGUGGUUGGGUACAAAGGAUUGACAUUCGCCACAGUAAGGGGAGCUGGGCAUGAAGUUCCAAGCUACCAACCGGAACGAGCACUGACCAUGAUCUCAUCUUUCCUUACAGGGAAACUUCCCCCAAUGGAAUAAAUUGCCCUUUCACACUGUAAUUUCUAAAAAUUUAUAUUGUCCAGGUACUUGUAAACUAAGUUCAAAUAGUUCCUGCACGGUCAUGGAUUGACUUCUACUAGAGAAAA